AUGUCUUCCUCAAAAUCAAAAGAUAAAUAUGUUAAGAAUAAGUCCUUAUACACCCUUCCGCUUCCAAUAUCACUUUCUCCCACCACUUCAUCAAUAUUUUCUUCGAUACUCGCAUUCUUUUCCGAUUACCUAACUUCAAACAAUUCCGCACAAAAUCCUUUACAAAGCUCCAGCGGAAAUAGAAAACCUCGAGGUACUUUUGACCCACUCUCUAACAGUGUGAUUGUUAAUGGUGAAGAGGAUAUCGAAAAGCUAUGGAAACAAGGAUUCUUUGGUAAAGGAAAUCUGUCAAGAAGCGAACCCACUUGGUGUGGGAGAGGAAAAGGUGAAUUAACGGCCGAACAAAUCACGAACGAUCCUGUUGCUGAUGAUGCGACUACCAAGGAUAAUAAGGCUGAUAAUAUUUCACCUAACAUAGAAGGUACAUCUCACGUUACAGGUGAUGAGGAUGUGAAGAUACUGGCAGAAAUUGGGGAUAUAGAUGAAAAUAAGAUAGAUCACAAAGAUUUAUGUGAAAAGGAAAAUUAUAAGGGCAAAAGAUCUCCCGGUAAUGAUGUUGAUGACAAAAACGAUAAUGAAGACGGUCAAGUUAAAGAACAUUUGCAGCUUACCACCGAAGAAGCAUUUUUUUUGUGCUUCGGCAUUGGUAGUUUGGAUAUUUAUGAUUUCAACAAAGUAAUAGUUAGCAGCCAUCGAUUACACUUGUCACCGUCAUUAAAGAUAUCGAAACGACAAAAUUUGAUGACCAUUCAAGAAUGUUGGAAUGAAUUCCGAAUUGCAUCCAUCGCUCAUCACUCGACAAUAAAAGAUAAACAACCUUCGUCGAACGUCCAAUCCGAUGAUCCAUUGCUCACAGUAAACGGUCAAUUUGAUAACCCAUUCGUAAUAAGAUACGUGGCCUUUCAUUAUUUUCGCAGUUUGGGAUGGGUCGUUGGACGUGGAAAUAAGUUUGGCACCGAUUUCGUGCUGUACGAAAAAGGACCUGUAUUUAAACAUGCCGAGUACGGUGUGGUAGUAUUGCCAUGUCAUAACAUUCGAAACGACGACAGCAAUGAUCUCUACUUUCGGCAAAAUGUAACUUCUUCAUGGCAAUCGAUGAUGAACUUGACUAGAGUGUGCGGGCAAGUUAAAAAGUCCUUGGUAUUUUGUCAUGUAAUAAUUCCAGUAUCGCGAACUUACGAAACCAGUUCAAAUGAUCGAAAUAAUAAAAUUAUUAGCAGCUUCGACCUUAGAUUCGGCAGCGCUUUUGGUGGUAAAAGCAUGGAGGGCUCCUUAAAAAAUAUAUUAGAGGAUCCGUUAGAAUGUUUGCGAAAUUACAAAAUCAGAGAGGUG
Molecule: messenger RNA, 1332 nt
Organism: Acaulospora morrowiae
Lineage: Eukaryota; Fungi; Glomeromycota; Glomeromycetes; Diversisporales; Acaulosporaceae
Source: the annotation of a GenBank genome assembly